CACCACCACACGACUCGCCUCCGACCAUCCGACCCGGCGAGCUACACAAGUCGCCGUGCGGUUUCUCCAUCACUCUGGGGUUUCCCCAUCUCUUCCACCAUCGAAUUCUCAUCCUCUCCAAAGCUUGCGACAGGUCAAGCUUGAACCUACUGCCGCUGUCGUACCCUCCCGCUGGUGCUGUCGCUCUUGUAGCGCCGACCCACGAUAAGAGCAACACACGACACCAUCGGCCUGGUUCCGGGUCAUUCCCACCAUGACACGCCUCGCGCACAUAGCGGCGGCGGCGUCCUCGCUCCUGGCCGUCGCGCAGGGCGUCCUUGCUGGCGACGAUGCCCUCACGCCAAAGCACGAGGCUGGCCGCUGUGCCAUGCGCGGCCACUGCGGCAGCAAGAGCUUCUUUGGCAAACCGUUGCCCUGUCUCGACAACGGCCUCGCCGAGAAGCCAGACGACGAUUUCGCGCGCGAUCUAGCAGAGCUGUGCGGUCCUAAGUGGCUAGACACGAAUGUGUGCUGUACCAGAGACCAGUUUGAUGCUCUCAAGUCGCAGAUGGCUGUGCCCAGCCAAAUCCUCGGCGCCUGCCCGGCUUGCAAGGACAACUUCUACAACCUCUUCUGCACAUUCAGCUGUUCACCCGACCAGUCGCUAUUCAUCAAUGUGACCAACACCUUGGUCAAGAAUGGCAAGACCAUGAUCACGGAGCUCGACCAGCUCAUCUCCAAGGACUAUGGCGAGGGCUUCUUCGACAGUUGCAAGAACGUCAAGUUCGGCGCCUCCAACGACAAGGCCAUCAAUAUUAUCGGAAACGGUGCAACAAACUACACCAGCCUGCUCAAGUUCCUGGGCGACGAGAAGCCCAUCGGCUCUCCUUUCCAGAUCAAUUUUCCGACAUCGUACCCAGACCCGAGCAUGAGACCACUCGAGAUGAAGCCGAAGCAAUGCAAUGACGAAGACCCCAACUUCCGCUGCUCCUGCGUAGACUGUCCGGCGGUCUGCCCAAAGCUGCCUGAUGUUGAGGACGCCGGCUCAUGCCAUGUCGGUGUUCUUCCUUGUCUCUCCUUCGCUUCCAUCUUUACCUACAGUGUUUUGCUGUUCUCCCUGGUCUUGGCGAUUGGCGGCCACGUCGCGUGGCGUAAGCACGCACAACGCCGCAACGAGCGCCUGCAUUUGCUUCAUGGCGUUGAGCCCAGCGACGAUGAGGAUGAGGGUGACCUUGUCCGCAACCCUGCCAUGUACGACAGGCCACAGAAGCACUACAGAGUCAAUACCUGGUGUGACAAGGCUUUCAGCAAGCUCGGCCACGUCUGCGCCAGGUUCCCUGGCAUCACGAUCUUCGCCAGUCUCCUCCUCGUUGUCGUCCUCAGCGUCGGAUGGGUCAAGUUUGACGUCGAGAAGGAGCCCGCCAGGUUAUGGGUCAGCCCGGCGUCCAAUGCUGCUCAGGAGAAGGCAUAUUUCGAUGAGAACUUCGGCCCUUUCUACCGUGUCGAUAAGGCGUUCCUUGUGAACGACACUGGUGGUCCGGUUCUCAGUUACGAAACCCUCAAAUGGUGGUCAUCGCUCGAAGAUGAAGUACGACAGCUUACGGGAAAGAGCUUUGGCACGAAGUUCACGGAUGUUUGCUUCAAGCCGACUGGCUCAGCCUGUGUCGUGCAAUCUCCCACGGUCUACUUUGACGGCACAAAGCACUGGAAGGACCACUUUCAGGAUUGCGCCGAAGGUCCCGUCAUGUGCCGCCCAGACUUUGGCCAACCGAUUGAGCCCAACAUGAUUCUUGGAGGCUACAAGAGCCUCGACACAGUUACCGAGGCACCUGCCAUGACUGUGACGUGGGUCGUCAGCAACCAUCUCGAAGGCAGCACCGAGCUUGCUCACGCCAUGGACUGGGAGGCGUCUUUGCGCGACCGUCUCCUGCUUGCGCAGAAGGAAGCCGAGAAGCGGGGUCUUCGCUUAUCUUUCAGCACCGAGAUCAGUCUCGAGCAUGAGCUCAACAAGUCCACAAACACGGAUGCCACCAUCGUUGCUAUCAGUUACCUGGUCAUGUUUAUCUAUGCUUCCUUGGCUCUGGGCUCAACCAGCAUCAGUUUCACGGAGCUCAUCAAGAACCCUGCCCUUGGUCUGGUUCGGAGCAAGUUCACGCUGGGAUUUGUGGGCAUUCUCAUUGUCCUCAUGUCCAUCACCUCAUCCAUUGGACUGUUCUCGUGGUGUGGCAUCAAGGCCACUCUCAUCAUUGCCGAGGUCAUCCCCUUCAUUGUGCUGGCUGUUGGUGUGGACAACAUCUUCUUGAUCGUUCAUGAGUUUGAGCGUGUCAACUUGAGCCACCCCGAUGCCAUGGUCGAAGAGAGGAUAUCCAAGGCACUUGGGCGUAUGGGCCCGUCCAUCCUCUUCUCUGGAAUCACGGAGACCGUCUCUUUUGCGCUGGGAGCCUUUGUUGGUAUGCCGGCUGUGCGCAACUUCGCAAUCUACGCGGCUGGUGCUGUAUUCAUCAACGCUAUCCUGCAGAUGACCCUCUUCAUCUCGAUUCUAUCGUAUAACCAGAUCCGUAUCGAGGAUAACCGCGCAGACUGCUUUCCCUGCGUCCAAAUCAAAGCCGCCCGCGUCCACCUGGGCAGCAGCAAUGGCCACAGCGGCCCUCGAGGCUACGACGUUCCCGAGGAGAGCUUGCUGCAGCAAUUCAUUCGGAAGUACUACGCUCCUGCACUGCUGGGUCGCAAGGUCAAGGUCCUGGUUGUGACAGUCUUCGUCGGUCUACUUGCCGCCGGGAUUGCUCUUAUUCCAUACGUCAAGCUCGGACUGGAUCAGCGCGUGGCUCUCCCAGAUGAUUCGUACCUCAUUGACUACUUCAACGACAUGUACAAGUAUCUCGACACUGGCCCGCCUGUCUACUUUGUGGCGAAGGAUGCCAAUGCGACGCAGCGAAUCUAUCAACAGGACAUGUGCUCGCGCUUCUCCACAUGCGAUCAGUACUCCCUGACCAACAUCCUGGAGCAGGAGCGGAAGCGGCCCGAAGUUUCGUAUAUUGCUUCGCCAACCGCCAGCUGGAUCGACGACUUCUUCCAGUGGCUGAACCCCGAGUUUGAUGAGUGCUGCAAGGCUGGUCCGAGACACACCUGCUUUGAGAACCGCGACCCAGCGUGGAAUGUGACGCUGUACGGCAUGCCUGAGGGUGAGGAGUUUGUCCACUACGUGCAGAAGUGGCUGGUUGCUCCGACCAACGAGAAUUGCCCGCUUGCUGGCCAGGCAGCAUACGGCCAGGCAGUGGUCGUCGACGUGGAGAAGAAUGGAGUCCCUGCCAGCCAUUUCCGCACAAUGCACAAGCCUCUUCGCAGUCAGGAUGACUUCAUCAAGGCGUACCUCGCUGCACGUCGCAUCGCGAACGAUAUCACGGAGAAGACGGGCAUGGAGGUGUUCCCCUACAGCGUAUUCUACGUCUUCUUUGAUCAGUACGCCAAUAUUGUCAGCCUGACGGCCACCUUGCUUGGUUCUGCAGUCGCCAUCAUCUUUGCCGUGUCAACGGUCUUGCUCGGCUCGGUACUCACCGCUCUCGUGGUGACCAUCACGGUGGUGAUGACUGUCAUCGACAUUAUCGGCGCCAUGGCCGUUUUUGACGUGUCACUGAACGCCGUGUCGCUGGUCAACCUGAUCAUCUGCGUCGGUAUCAGCGUCGAGUUCUGCGCACACAUUGCCCGGGCCUUCAUGUUCCCGUCCGGGUCCGUCAUGGAGCGUGCUAGGAAUCGCUUCCGUGGCCGCGACGCGCGGGCGUGGACGGCGCUAGUCAACGUCGGCGGGUCCGUGUUCAGCGGCAUCACCGUGACGAAGCUGCUCGGCGUCUUCGUGCUGGCCUUUACCAAGUCCAAGAUCUUUGAGAUCUACUACUUCCGCGUGUGGCUCGCGCUUGUCGUGUUUGCGGCUACGCAUGCGCUAAUCUUCCUUCCCGUUGCGCUGUCGCUGGCCGGUGGCGAUGGGUACGUCGACCCUGAGAGCGAAGGCGGGCUCGUGGAGGAUCUGGCGAGUCGGAGAUACCGGGCGCUCGUGCCGGACGAUGCAAGUGACUCGGACGAAUACGACGAGUGAUGUGGCAACAGCGUUGGAUUAUGAAUGAUCGGCUUAACAGGAAAGAAAUGGAAAGGGCGAGGGCGAGAUAUCGCUAGGACACACGAGACUUUUGGAGAGGUGGAUUCAAGAUGUGGAUUGCAUAAUGUAACGUACACAGCAUAUCAUAGCUCGAGCGAGCCAAGUAUCUUUCUUUCUGUCUGCUCACAUCUGGGAUCACGAACAUGCAAAAUGAUAUAUACCGGUCU
Molecule: messenger RNA, 4296 nt
Organism: Microdochium trichocladiopsis
Lineage: Eukaryota; Fungi; Ascomycota; Sordariomycetes; Xylariales; Microdochiaceae
Product: sterol-sensing domain of SREBP cleavage-activation-domain-containing protein
Exons: 2
Coding region: 254-4069 (1271 amino acids)
Cellular component (GO): membrane
Source: RefSeq, a predicted model, not a curated record